CGUGAUUCUAACUGCUUUCGGAAGCUGUAAGAGAUCGGGGGUAGAUUGUGGGGUGCGUGAUGUUCAAACAUUCCACGCGAGUACAAGACAGAUCCCAUCCCCUCCUCUUCCAUUGUCCCUUCUUGCCAGGUUGAAAUCGUGCAGAUAUUCCGCCAGGUUGUCUCAUUCGGCAUCAAUCAAAUUUAUCAUAUAUCUUCCUAUUACCAUGGCUGCUAGACUUUCGACGCGCAUUAGUCUUCGAUGGGUGCCAGAUGAACCCGAAGAGCUCACCAAUACCCUCGUCAUGAACGUUGGUGGCUAUUUCAUGGAUCUCCGCGUGAACAAAGCAGACCAAUCCAUCGACUGGGCAAUGGCGGGCGAGCGACAAAUUUUAAGCAAGAAUCCUCUAAAAUGCCGCUGGAUCAAAGCAAUAGACUCCCUCGGUCCAUCGGACCCAGACGAAGGCAUAUUCUCGCCGCUUCCAAACGGCGAUGAUCUCGAGACUGGCUCCAUGCCUUGCGCGCACAAGAAUGAUGCUGUCACGGAUUAUGAAGAGGUGUGGCGAAAGCUAGAUCUAGUGCCUGGACCGAAACGUGCUUGGAUUAUUCAGACUGUCGAGGACAGUUCCCAUGGUGGCACAUUUUUAGGACGAGUAGCAGGGUCAUUCAUGGCGUUACGACAAAAGGACGAUCUUUCAUUUUCGGUGCGGAGUGAAAGUUUAGAUGAGAAUGCACAGUGGAAUGUGAUAUAUGCUGUUGGCCAGGUAGAAGGAGUGCCUUCCUUUGCUGAAGUUGGCAUUUCCGAGUUUGAGGGUGAGGAGGAGUGGAAAGAAGGUAAUAUAGUCUCGGUAUUAGGCACAAAAUAUGUCGUACGAGCUUUUGAAGAUCUCUCAAGUGAGAUGGUAUAAAUUACGGUUAAUAUUAGAAUUGCCACCCAAAUUAUCAAAAU
This is a messenger RNA of Pseudogymnoascus verrucosus, 927 nucleotides long. RefSeq lists its product as uncharacterized. The coding region runs from base 206 to 886 and encodes 226 amino acids. The record is from RefSeq and is a predicted model, not a curated record. NCBI's taxonomy places the organism in Eukaryota, Fungi, Ascomycota, Leotiomycetes, Thelebolales, Thelebolaceae. The transcript has 2 exons.